Molecule: messenger RNA, 4238 nt
Organism: Homo sapiens (human)
Lineage: Eukaryota; Metazoa; Chordata; Mammalia; Primates; Hominidae
Gene: HNRNPLL
Product: heterogeneous nuclear ribonucleoprotein L like
Exons: 14
Coding region: 303-2090 (595 amino acids)
Biological process (GO): mRNA processing; regulation of RNA splicing
Cellular component (GO): synapse; nucleus
Molecular function (GO): RNA binding; nucleic acid binding
Source: RefSeq, a predicted model, not a curated record
AUCCUUAGAUUCGCUCCUCCGGGCAGGGAGCGGAGACGGAGGAGGAGGAGGGAGAGGCUGAAUGUUGGCUCGGUAAUUGAGAGGAGCGGCCGCUCCAGAGCUUCCUCCCGGGGCGCCCCCCUCAGUCCGUCCGCGCUUCUCAGCCGCCAGUCUCCUGGCCGCGCAGUCCCCGCGGACGGCCGGGCCGCGGAGACCCUCGCAGAAGAGGCGCUGCCGGCGGCGAGGACUGGCCGGCGGCAUCCGAGGCGCGCGCCCCACCGCCACCCCCACCCGCCUGCCAGCCGGUCCCUCCGGCCGCCGCCAUGUCCUCCUCCUCUUCCUCCCCCAGGGAGACGUACGAGGAGGACCGGGAGUACGAGAGCCAGGCCAAGCGUCUCAAGACCGAGGAGGGGGAGAUCGACUACUCGGCCGAGGAAGGCGAGAACCGCCGGGAAGCGACGCCCCGGGGCGGGGGCGAUGGCGGCGGCGGCGGCCGGAGCUUCUCUCAGCCGGAGGCAGGUGGAAGUCAUCAUAAAGUUUCUGUUUCACCCGUCGUCCAUGUUCGAGGACUCUGUGAAUCUGUGGUGGAAGCAGACCUCGUGGAAGCGCUGGAAAAAUUUGGGACAAUAUGCUAUGUGAUGAUGAUGCCAUUUAAACGACAGGCUCUAGUGGAAUUUGAAAACAUAGAUAGUGCCAAAGAAUGUGUGACAUUUGCUGCAGAUGAACCCGUGUACAUUGCUGGUCAACAGGCUUUUUUCAACUAUUCUACAAGCAAAAGGAUCACUCGGCCAGGAAAUACUGAUGAUCCAUCAGGAGGCAACAAAGUUCUUCUGCUCUCAAUUCAGAAUCCGCUUUAUCCAAUUACAGUGGAUGUUUUAUAUACUGUAUGCAACCCUGUUGGCAAAGUGCAACGUAUUGUUAUAUUCAAGAGAAAUGGGAUACAAGCAAUGGUUGAGUUUGAAUCAGUCCUUUGUGCCCAGAAAGCUAAAGCAGCACUCAAUGGAGCUGAUAUAUAUGCUGGAUGUUGCACACUAAAAAUUGAAUAUGCACGGCCAACUCGUCUAAAUGUUAUUAGGAAUGACAAUGACAGUUGGGACUACACUAAACCAUAUUUGGGAAGACGAGAUAGAGGAAAGGGUCGCCAGAGACAAGCCAUUUUGGGAGAACACCCUUCUUCGUUUAGACAUGAUGGCUAUGGAUCCCAUGGUCCAUUAUUGCCUUUACCAAGUCGUUACAGAAUGGGCUCUCGAGAUACACCUGAACUUGUUGCUUAUCCAUUACCACAGGCUUCUUCCUCUUACAUGCAUGGAGGAAAUCCCUCUGGUUCAGUUGUAAUGGUUAGUGGAUUACAUCAACUAAAAAUGAAUUGUUCAAGAGUCUUCAACCUGUUCUGCUUAUAUGGAAAUAUUGAGAAGGUAAAAUUUAUGAAGACCAUUCCUGGUACAGCACUGGUAGAAAUGGGUGAUGAGUAUGCUGUAGAAAGAGCUGUCACACACCUUAAUAAUGUCAAAUUAUUUGGGAAAAGACUUAAUGUUUGCGUGUCUAAACAACAUUCAGUUGUUCCAAGUCAAAUAUUUGAGCUGGAGGAUGGUACCAGCAGCUACAAAGAUUUUGCAAUGAGCAAAAAUAAUCGCUUUACAAGUGCUGGCCAAGCAUCUAAGAAUAUAAUCCAGCCACCCUCCUGUGUUUUGCAUUAUUAUAAUGUUCCAUUGUGUGUCACAGAAGAGACCUUCACAAAGUUGUGUAAUGACCAUGAAGUUCUUACAUUCAUCAAAUAUAAAGUGUUUGAUGCAAAACCUUCAGCCAAAACACUUUCUGGGCUAUUAGAAUGGGAGUGCAAAACUGAUGCAGUAGAAGCCCUUACGGCACUGAAUCACUAUCAGAUAAGAGUGCCGAAGACGGGGUUUCACCACGUUGGCCAGGCUGGUCUCGAACUCCUGGACCUCAUGAUCUGCCCACCUCCGCCUUCCGAAGUGCUGGGAUUACAGGCAUGGUUCCAAUCCCUAUACAUUGAAGCUUUGCUUUUCUACAUCAUCCCAUUUAUAAGAAGAGAAGAGCAUGUUAGAAUUUAUGUUCACCUUUAUUACAAUUUCAAAGCUACACUUCAUUAAAAAAAAAUCUAAAAUGGUUGAUCUCAUGUUGCCUUGCUUACUUUAAGAUCCUGUUCUGUAAUAAACAUAUUUUGCCUUGAGUAAAUUUGUUGUAAGCUUAAAUAUUGAAUUGUUUUCAUUUUAAGAUAGAAUAUCAUAAUGUAGACUAUCUACAGCUUCAUUGUAGAUUAUACAGAUAUAUGAUUUCUAACCUUAUUACUGGAAUUUUUCUUCCACAGUAAAAAUAUAUUUGCAUUCUUAAUGCUAAUUAUCUGCAAGUAUUUUUUCAUUGUGUAAGAGAUUAAUGCAGGUGAAAGUAUUGCAUUUUAAUAUAGAAUUCCUAUUAUAUGUUUAGAUGUUUAAGUAUGUUGCAGUUACUCAUAUUAAACAUAACUUGUAUAUUUAUUAUUUUAAUGAAGUUUGAGAAUAACGUUACAUAUGUUGAAUUUUAAGUACUACAGAUUUAACUGAUUUUAUAUUUCUGAAAGGCUAACAGACAUGGAUACACGUGUACAGUAUGCAUUCAAACUUAUUUAAAUUGGUGUAUUUUUUUUUAAGUCACUGUCCAUUUGUAUUGACAUGCCUCUGUUUCUAGUCCAGUUUGGAGAUUUUAUAAAGUUAUAACAAUGAGUUAAUGUGUUCAUUUUCAUUUGUUGCAUGUGACUUAAAUACAGCUAGUAUUUGGCAUUGAGAUUUUAAUAGAGGUUAUAAUUAACAGUUCCUCUUAUAGAUAAUAAUCUGGGAUCCAUGGGUGGGCUUCAGAGAAUCUGUGUACCCCCUAAAAUUGUAUGUAGAAUUUUGGAUAUUUACAUUUUUAUUUUUUAACUCUUGGAUCCAUCAGUAAUAUGUAUUUUUCUAUAUGGUACAAGAUUUAAGGAUCUAAUUUUAUUUUUAUUCCAAACAGAUAGCUAUUUGUCUCAAUACCAUUUAUUAAACAUUCUUUCUCCCACUGGAUCUGUUUUUUUUUUCUUUUUAAGAUAAUAGAUUUUAUACAUAGGCAAGUAAGAUUUAAGGACCAAACAUGGUAUUAAGAGACUAUAGCACGAUUGUUACCAAGUUCACAGCUUUUUUACAAUAGAAAAACUGAUGUGGCCAUUUUGUUUUCAUCUUUAAAAGAAGGGAGAAUAUGUGUCAUCUACCUAGAAUAACUGAUAUCAGUAGUUGACAAUAUCAGUUUUGUAAUCCUGACACUUUUAAACAAAUUUGUAAAUGAAAGUUCCAUUUAGAUCUUUUGUAAAGACUUUAUUUUAAAUUUUAAUAUAAAAAAUCCUUUUAGAAAUAAGGCAGGCAUUUACAAUUUUAGAGCUGUUUAAUAGGAAGUUUAGAUGGAAACUAAACACACAUUAACAUUUAUUUCCCCUCAUUUUGAUGGCAGUGGACCAGCAUUUAGCCCUCUAAAGAUAAAGAAAAAAUUAAAUUUAAUCUAGAAGUAUUUUAGACCCUUAUCACAGAACCCAGUAAGUUAUGCCAAGGGUAACUGUGUGAACUGUGUUCGAUACUGGGCUAUGUAUGUUUCUUAUUCAUUGCCAAUUUAAUACCUAAGUUUAUCUAACUUUACAAUAAAGCUUUUUUUCCCCUAUAAAUACUUUUCUACCUCUUUUGAAAAAUUGAAAUACCUUAAUUUUGGUUUAUGUAAUAGUUGUCUACGUUCCUUCCUCCUCUGAAAAUUAAUGUGGGUUGUCAGAAUUACAGACUUUUUAAUGCCUAAGAUUUUAAGAAAUAAACCUGUAGGUGUUGGCAGGACUUAUUUCAUUUAGAUUUUAAUUAGUUUAGAUGUGUAGAAAUGAUUUUUAUCUGUAAGGCUCUCUCUCCACCAAAAUAAGUGAAUUGUUUGGGAGUAAACUAGUUGGUAAGUUGGGCCUUGCUGAUAGAUUUAUACACUGGUGUGUAAGCCCUAUACUGCUGCUGUCACUAAUGUUUUUGAUAGUUUACUUAGGCAUGACUGCUGUUAAUGAAGUUUGCUUUGUGAAUACUCUCUCUUUCCUUAGCCUUGGCAACAUUCUUCUCUGUGCUAUCUUUAUGCUUUUAGAAGAACUAGAAAAAGCAGAUUUAAGAACUGUAAAGAAAUAAUACUAGCUUUGAGUUUUUAAAAAAAAUAUUGAAAUCCCAUCUCUGUAUCCAAAUCCUACUACACAUUUGAUAAUAAAUCUGCCAAACUGAGUUAUGGAA